This is a messenger RNA of Phialemonium atrogriseum, 4845 nucleotides long. RefSeq names its product pectate lyase superfamily protein-domain-containing protein. Gene Ontology annotation, molecular function: polygalacturonase activity. The coding region runs from base 94 to 4845 and encodes 1583 amino acids. NCBI's taxonomy places the organism in Eukaryota, Fungi, Ascomycota, Sordariomycetes, Cephalothecales, Cephalothecaceae. The record is from RefSeq and is a predicted model, not a curated record. The transcript has 2 exons.
GUCCUACUCAAUCUUCCGCAGCAACAACUGCGUCCACUCGUUUUGUUUUUUUUCGGGACGUCCACUCACACAUUUGGGACAUCCCUCGCCAACAUGGCGCUCGCUCUUCAGCAACUUUUACUUUUCUUUCUCGUCAGCUUUCUGUAUGCCGCCCAGCCGCUGGUGGCUCACUCGCACAACCACCGCACUCAUGACAAGAUCCACCAAGUCCUUCAUGAACAUCAUGUGAGGCGCAAUGCGUCUUCGCUCGCCAGCAACGGCACCGCGGCUGCAGUCCCGGGAUCGGCCGAGGACAUCAUUGCCCGAUUCCAGCAAGCCAUGGCUGUUGCCAACCAAGCUAUUCUCGAGGCCCCCAAGGAGAAUGUUCCCCAGGUUCAGAACUCGACGACGCGUCGGCGCAAGAGAACAAAGGCGCAGCCGUUGGACUACUCGGGAGACUUCCACCAGCACGCCAACGGGACCGUCUUCCGGAGAGGCACCAACGGAACCACGGUCUCGGGCAGUAACAGUAACAGUACUACCUUCACCAGGGAGUCCUACACGGUCCCGCCCGAGGUGGCCGAAGCAGCACGCAUCUUGGCCGAAGCGAACCCGCUCCCCCCUGCUGAUUACGAUGUCCUCCUCGCUGAUGUCCGGGCGCGGAUGGCGAAGCGCAAAGUGCACUUGAAUGACACCAACAUGAUGCCGCAAAAGAUGCAGCGUCCCUCGGGUCUCGUCGAGUACGUGCCCCCGGCGGAGCUGGCCAUCACGGUCCAAAACGGCACCCAGGUGGCAGGCCCCGAGCAUCCAGUGGAUGAUUAUCUCGACGACACGGACGAGGAGGCGGAUCCGAGCGCCAAACUCGCCAAACGAGCGGCCACGACGUUUUGGAUGGAGACCAUGACGCAGCGAGGCAGUGCACCGUAUGCGCCGGCGGGUUAUAAGGUGUGGCGCAACGUCAAGGACUAUGGGGCGUACGGCGACGGCAUCCACGACGACACGGCCGCCAUCAACCUGGCCAUCUCGGAAGGCGGGCGGUGCGGUGCGGGCUGCCCGGCCAGCACGCAGUUCCCAGCCACCGUCUACUUCCCUGCCGGCACCUACCUCGUCAGUAGCCCCAUCAUCCAGUUGUACAACACCGAGAUGCUCGGCGACCCGUUCAACCCGCCCGUCAUCCUGGCGGCCGAGAGCUUCUCGGGUCUGGGUGUCAUCACGUCGGACGUCUAUGUGGACGACGACGUGACGUGGUACCUCAACCAGAACAACUUCCUCCGCAGCGUGCGCAACUUUGUCAUGGACAUCCGCCCGACGCCGCAGUGGGCGUACGUGUGCGCCAUCCACUGGCAGGUGGCCCAGGGCACGUCGCUCGAGAACAUUGCCUUCAUCUCGACCACGCCGGCCGAGUACGAGGACACGACGCACCAGGGCAUCUACAUGGAGAACGGCAGCGGCGGCUUCAUGAGCGACCUCGUCUUUGUGGGCGGCAACUUUGGCGCCUAUUUUGGCAACCAGCAGUUCACCACCAGCGGCCUGCUCUUCGACAGCUGCCGCACGGGGCUGCAGAUCCACUGGGACUGGGGGUGGACCAUGCAGGACACGGAAUUCUACAACUGCCGCAAAGGCAUUGUCAUUGUGGGCGGCGCCGGCGGACCCUUCAGCACCGGCCAGGGCGUGGGGUCCCUGUCCCUGGUCGACGUCCACAUGUGGGGUGUGCCCGUCGUCGUCGAGACGUCCCUCUUCGCUGAUAACUCGACGGCGCUGCACAUCAGCAAUGGUGGUUUCGAGAACUGCGCCACCAUCGUCCUCGACAGCCAGACCAACACCGUGCUCUACCCCGGCAAUGCCGCGGGCCUGACCAACGUCAUGUCGUGGGGAUUCGGCAAAGUGGCUGACCCGAGCGGCGAGACGGGCUUCAUGAAUGGCGCCGACAUGCCGGCCCCCGACUACCCGGCGUCGCUCCUCGUCUCGGACGACAUCCACCCGCGCGCCAAGUUCUUCCACCGCACGCGGCCCAGCUAUGCGGACCCGGGCAACAGCCAGAUCUUCGACGUCAAGGCGCUCGGCGCCAAGGGCGACGGCACCACCGACGAUACGGCCAUCCUCAACCGCAUCCUCGACGUGGCCGCCAACGUGUCGGGCAUCGUCUACUUCCCGCACGGCAUCUACAUCAUCAAGGACACGCUAGAGGUGCCCGUGGGCUCGCGCAUCAUCGGCCAGGCCUGGCCGCAGAUCAUGGCCACCGGCGCCCAGUUCCAGGACAUGGCGAACCCGCGGGCCGCCGUGCGCGUCGGCGCCGUCGGGUCCGUCGGCGUCAUGGAGAUCCAGUGCGUCAUGUUCACCGUCCGGGGUCCCACCGCCGGCGCCGUGCUUGUCGAGUGGAACGUCCACGAGUCCACCCAGGGGUCUGCCGGUCUCUGGGACUCGCACAUCCGCGUGGGUGGUGCCAAGGGCAGCGACCUGCAAAAGGCCGAGUGUCCCAAGACGGUGCAGAACAAGGGUUGCAUUGCCGCGUCCAUGAUGAUGCACAUGACGGAGAAAUCGUCUGGUUACCUCGAGAACGUGUGGAUGUGGGUGGCUGACCAUGACAUGGAGGAUGCCGAUCAGAUCCAGAUCAAUGUGUAUGCGGCUCGCGGCAUCCUCAUCGAGUCCCAGGGCCCGACGUGGCUCUGGGGCACCGCGGCCGAGCAUGCCGUCCUCUACCAGUACCAGCUGUCCGGGGCCAAGAACGUCGUAAUGGGUUUGAUCCAGACCGAGGCGCCCUACUUCCAGCCGUCGCCCAAGGCACCGGCUCCCUUUGAAAAGGGGCUUGUGUUCAAAGACGACCCGACCUUUGCCGACUGCCCUGCAAACUCCAAGACGUGCGCCAUGGCCUGGUCGCUACGCAUGGUAGAUUCCACAAACGUCUAUGUCAUUAGCGGCGGCCUGUACACGUGGUUCCAGGACUACUCGCAGGACUGUGUCAACAGCGGGGCCAACGAUUGCCAGCUGAGCACCUUUUAUGUCGAGCAGAGCUACGAUGUCUGGAUCUACAAUCUCAUCACCAUCGGCGCUAUCCAAAUGAUCACGCCUCUCAAUGGGCAGCCCGUUAUCGCCAUUAACAACCGCAACGGCUUUGCCUCGUCCAUCGUGACAUGGCUUGGGGGUGCCAACCAGACGGUGGGCGGCAGGAACAUUACCGGAUACACGCUCUAUACACGGGACGACCUGGCCAGUUACGGCUUUUCGGAACAGUGCAAGACGGCGCUGACGGCCACCCUCGCCUGCGUCGACCAGACGAUGCAGUGGACCUCGCCGGCCUACCGCGGCUCGCUGGGCAAUGCAACCCUGCAGGACGAGGUGUGUGACGUGGGCUGCCGCAGCUCGCUGGCGUCGUGGUACCAGGGUGUCUCCACCAGCUGCGCCGACUACACGUGGAACUCGGGUGCCCCCCUGGAGAUGGCCGGCGGGUACGUUUGGUACGGGUACAACGAGAGCUGCCUGACCGACACCAGCACCGGCCGGUACUGCAACGAUGUCAUUGACGAGUUCAGCGAGACCGAGACGCUCGACGGCAUGCCAAACAGCGAGCUCUGCUCCGGAUGCUUCACUGCCCGCGUCCGCAUGAUGCAGAAGAGCACCUACUCAGUCUACAAUACGGUCCCCUGGUACCAGAUGGCCCUCGAGGCGAUCCAGGCGCGAUGCUCGCUACAGGUGCCGAUGCCGACCGAAGUGCCGCCGCCCCUGAUUGUGGUCCCCACACCCGAGCCCUUUUGCGUGUCGGGCAACUACUACACCGCCCAGGCCGGGGACACUUGCAACUCCAUCGCCCUGGCAAACGACGUCUCGUCGGCCAAUGUCUUCUACGCCGCCACGGCUGCUGGAUCCGCCCGCGGGUGCAGUGACCUCCCCGCCGGUCUGACUAUCUGCCUGCCGCUUACCUGCAUGACGUAUCUUGUCAAGUCCACCGACAACUGCUUCACCGCCUCGGCCAGCGCCGGCAUCGACGACAUCGCGGUGUACAACUCGUGGAUCGACGACGGCUGCGACAACCUCCACGAGGCCAACGCCACGUUGGGUUCCGUCCUCUGCGCCUCCCCGCUCGGCGGCACCUACAUCCCCGGCACGGCCACCAACACCUCGGGCAUUCCCGGCGGCGGCAUGGCCAACUACAGCUCCGUCGCCGUGGACCCCCCCACCGGUGCCACGGUCGCACCCAGGACUGUCAUGGAAUGCGGCCGCUGGUACGUCGCGCAGCAAGACGACACGUGCGCCUACAUCACCAUGACCUACUCCAUCGGCCUCUCGCUGUUCGCCAAGAUGAACCCCUCCAUCGACGCCAAAACCUCGGGCGGCUGCUCUGCCUCCAUCAUCCCCGGUUACGCCUACUGCAUGUCUCCCGUCUUCAACCCCUAUGCAGGCUCCAGCAAUCGCACUUACACCACCAAGCCCUUUGGGUGCUGGUCCAACCUCGACAACUCGUCACAAGUCCUUCUGGGCUCCAUCUGGACCGACGGCACCAUGACCCUCGACACCUGCGCCAAGGCCUGCUUCACCGACGGAUUCACCCUUGCCGGCUUCAGCGGCUCCGACACGUGUCUAUGCGGCGACCAAGUGUCGAUCAACUCGGUCCAGCUUUCCACCUCGACCUGCGCCACCAACCAGGACAACGCCCUCUCUCUGUACGGCCUCUCGUCGGACGACGACGGCGAUGCAACCCUCCUCCUCACCUUCCAGUUCACCGACGUCGGAUGCUUCGCCAACUCGGCGCUCAUCACGGGCUCCGGGCCCAGCGCCACGUGGGCGACCAACAACACGGUCGGCAACUGCGCGUCCCUGUGCGGCUACGCACAUCUAUGCUGCGAGGGCGGAUCCGUUGCCGAGGCCUGA